Molecule: messenger RNA, 1595 nt
Organism: Centropristis striata (black sea bass)
Lineage: Eukaryota; Metazoa; Chordata; Actinopteri; Perciformes; Serranidae
Gene: vgll4l
Product: vestigial like 4 like
Exons: 5
Coding region: 291-1112 (273 amino acids)
Biological process (GO): negative regulation of DNA-templated transcription
Molecular function (GO): transcription coactivator binding
Source: RefSeq, a predicted model, not a curated record
UGAGACUGGCCUACCUGUGAGCUCAUUCCGCCUGUAGGACAAUAACAAGGCUGAGUGAAUGACGGCCUUUGAUUGGCCCCGACGGCAGCCAAUCUGAAUGCGAGGAAUGAGUCACAGGGAAGUCACUGCACCUAUCUGCACUCACCUGAUACUUUACCUGGCUGAGCUCAGACACAGCAUCUCAUUACCUUUCCAAUACAAUCUAUCACUGAGGCUCAUUGUGUCCCGUAAACUCCGGCAGUCAAGGUGUUCUUCUGUAUUUGACUUCACUCCAGCGAAGACAAGGAGACAUGGCUGUGGCUAAUUUCCAGUACAUUACCAGGAUGAGCAGUGGAUUCAAGGUCUACAUUUUAGAAGGUCAGCCCCACCUCAGGAGCGAAGACAGAUACAGACAUUUCGCAAAUGACCGGGCCCGAGCGCCAAUAGUGCAUCCAGUGAAACGCAAGCGCAGCCACGAGAGAGGUCUAACAUUGGAGGAGAGACGAGAGCGUGCGCUGAGCAGAAGCAGUGGUAGAGCUGCCCAGAGAGCAGCACCAGCGCCGGUGUUCAACAGGCCACAGAGCCCCACGUCAACCUGGAGUCCAACACCCAGCCCCACCAGCCCUCUGCCCCCCCAUGUGUACUACGCACCAGUCAUGGAUGAACCACUUGCCCUCAUCAAGAAACCGAGAAAAGACCCUGAAAGCAAAGAGGACAAGACUAAACUCUCUGCUCCCUCUCAAACCCAGAUGCGACCUUCUGUGAUCACUUGCGUCUCCUCAUCAAGAAACCCCUCCUGCAGAUCUGAUGUCCACAGGAGCCCCUCAUCAGUGAUUUCCAAAUCCAACUAUGACCACGUGGUCGAGGAGCAUUUCCAGAGGAGCCUCGGAGUGAACUACCAGAAAGCUCGCUCCCAGCAGCUCUCCAUCAGCGUGUCUGUCGAUGACCACUUUGCCAAGGCUUUGGGAGACAAGUGGCUGCAGAUUAAAUCCAAGUCUUCCUCCUGUUCUUCAACACCUCCCAGCAGUCCGAGCGUCACUUACUCCCCCACCUACAGCCACAGCAUGAAUCCGUCCCACAAAGAGUCCACCAGCAGCUCAUCGCCAACCUCCAGCCAUUGGUCUGUGAAUUAAAGCAGAAACGAUCUCUCAUAUGGGAAGAAACUGUGACUUUUAACAUUUCACUGCGUGCAGCUCUGCUUGUCGAGCAAUGGAAAUGCCAGCGCUAGUGUUGAGAGUGCGAGCUAACAGAUGCAGGGGUGCUGUCACUUUGGACCUCUGUGUGUCCAAAUCUAAGACACAUUGAUGCAGAUGAAUGUAGCAAUCAUUUGGAUGUCCAUGUCUUGUUACAUUUCUGUCCUCUGCUUGUUGAUAGCAUCUGAAUACCUGAGAUACUGUAGAUGGUGAUGUGGGAUGAUUGAAAAAUCAGCCAGAUAAUCCUUAACAUUUCUUUGAUUUUGUGUUGUUCUUUUAAUGCCACAAUUUCAUUGUAUUAUAUUUAUGCUCUGAUUACACCUGGGUUCCUUAUAGUCAAAAUGACUAGCCUAUCUGCUGUAUAAUAUUGUGCUUAUCAGCUGUACACAAAAGAGAUUUUUUUAAAAGACUUUGAAAAAAUAA